GGCCCGGCUGGGUCCGAGCAUCCCGCGGCUUCCAACAAGCGCGCCGGACAUGGCGCCCGUCCGGGCCUCGCCGCAAGGCAUGCUGCUCCUUCUCCUGGCCGUGACGGGGGUCGCGGCGGUGGCAGCAGGACUGGCGCCGGGCAGCGUAGGUGUACUGUGUUGUAAUCAUUCGAAGGACAACCAGAUGUGCCGUGACGUGUGUGAACAGAUUUUCUCCUCAAAAAGCGAGUCCCGCCUGAAGCAUCUGUUGCAGCGAGCCCCCGACUAUUGCCCGGAAACCAUGGUUGAAAUCUGGAGUUGUAUGAACUCGUCUUUGACAGGUGUGUUUCAGAAGUCUGACAGCUGGGUCGGCUUAGGCUGCUGUGAGCUGGCUGUGGCCUCGGAGUGUCGGCAGGCGUGCAAACAGGCAUCUUCAAAGAAUGACAUUUCCAAAGUUUGCAGAAAAGAACAUGAGAAUGCUCUUUUCAGUUGCAUUAACAGAAAUGAAAUGGGCUCGGUGUGCUGCAGUUACGCAGGUCAUCACACAAACUGCCGAGAGUACUGCCAAGCCAUCUUCCGAACAGACUCAUCUCCUGGCCCGUCGCAGAUCAAAGCCGUGGAAAAUUACUGUGCCUCUAUUAGUCCACAGUUAAUACACUGUGUGAACAAUUAUACCCAGUCAUAUCCGAUGAAGAACCCAACAGAUAGUUUGUAUUGCUGUGACAGAGCGGAGGACCAUGCCUGCCAGAGUGCCUGCAAGAGGAUCCUGAUGUCUAAGAAGACAGAAAUGGAGAUCGUAGACGGCCUCAUCGAGGGCUGUAAGAAACAGCCCUUGCCUCAAGAUCCCCUUUGGCUCUGUUUUCUUCAAGGCUCACUGUCUCGUCACCCUGGGGUCACUGCACACCCUCCUCCCUCCACAGGCCUGGAUGGGGCUAAAUUGCAUUGUUGUUCUAAAGCCAACACUUCAACGUGUAGAGAACUGUGCACUAAACUUUACAGCAUGAGUUGGGGCAACACGCAGAGCUGGCAGGAGUUCGAUCGCUUCUGCGAGUACAACCCCGUGGAAGUGCCCAUGCUGACCUGCUUGGCAGACGUCCGGGAGCCUUGCCAGCUGGGCUGCAGGAACCUCACGUACUGUACUAAUUUUAACAACAGAUCAGAUUGCGUGGAAAUCCUCAAGAAAUGUGGAGACCGGAAGAGAUUCCCUGAAGACCACACAGCGGAAAGCAUCUGUGAGCUCCUGUCGCCUACGGAUGACCUGGAGAGCUGCAUCCCUUUGGAGACAUACCUCAGUAAGAACGUCUCCCUGCUGCCUCUGCCCUUGCUAUGCAUCCCCAAACCACAAGUCUGCCUGACAACCUAUGAUAAAUUUGGAUGUAGCCAGUAUGAGUGUGUGCCAAGGCAGCUCACCUGUGACCAGGCCCACGAUCCUGUUUGUGACACGGACCACACGGACCACAGCAACCUCUGCACUUUAUACCAGAGAGGGAAAGCACUCUCAUACCGAGGCCUGUGCCAGCCCUUCUGCAGAGCCACAGAGCCUGUGUGCGGACACAAUGGGGAGACUUACAGUAGUGUGUGUGCUGCCUACUCGGACCGGGUGGCCGUCGAUUACCACGGACCCUGCCAGGCCGUUGGGGCCCUCUCAGAGCACGGCUCUGUCACCGAGUGCGCUGCUGUGAAGUGUCCUUCGCUCUCAGCGACUGGGUGCAAACCCAUCAUCCCACCCGGUGCGUGUUGCCCGUUAUGUGCUGGGAUGUUAAGAGUUUUGUUCGACAAGGAAAAACUGGACACGAUUGCUAAGGUGACAAACAAAAAGCCAAUAACGAUUCUGGAAAUACUUGAGAAAGUCCGCAUGCACGUGUCCGUGCCCCAGUGCGACGUGUUUGGCUACUUCAGCAUCGAGUCCGAAAUUGUCAUCCUCGUCAUCCCGGUUGAUCAGUGUCCCAAAGCUCUGCAGAUCGAGGCCUGCAAUAGAGAAGCAGAGAAGAUCGAAUCCCUCAUCAACUCUGACAGCCCCACUCUGGCGUCGCACGUCCCCCUCUCCGCCCUCGUCAUCUCCCGGGUCCAGGUCUCCAGCAGCGUGCCGGCGGCCGGCACCAGGGCCCGAGCUCCGUGCCGCUGCUGCCUCCUCCUCUUCAGCCUGGGCCUCGCCUCCCCCCUGCUGUGGCCACAGAACUGA
Messenger RNA from Orycteropus afer afer, 2161 nucleotides. RefSeq names its product reversion inducing cysteine rich protein with kazal motifs (gene RECK). The record is from RefSeq and is a predicted model, not a curated record. Gene Ontology annotation, biological process: blood vessel maturation; extracellular matrix organization; sprouting angiogenesis. NCBI's taxonomy places the organism in Eukaryota, Metazoa, Chordata, Mammalia, Tubulidentata, Orycteropodidae. Gene Ontology annotation, cellular component: plasma membrane. Gene Ontology annotation, molecular function: metalloendopeptidase inhibitor activity; protein binding.